AUGGUCUUGACUGGUCAUGCUGUCGCCGAUACCGUCCGCGGUAUCCAGGACGCUGGUGUCAUCGCAUGCACCAAGCACUUCAUCAUGAACGAGCAGGAGCACUUCCGCCAGCCCGGUAACUUCGAGGACUUUGGCUUCGUCGAUGCCAUCAGCUCCAACUUGGAUGACAAGACUCUGCACGAGCUCUACCUGUGGCCUUUCGCCGACGCCAUCCGUGCUGGAACUGGAUCCAUCAUGUGCUCUUACAACAAGGUCAACAACUCCCAGGUCUGCCAGAACUCGUACCUCCAGAACUACAUCCUUAAGGGCGAGCUUGGCUUCCAAGGAUUCAUCGUCUCUGACUGGGAUGCUCAACACUCUGGUGUCUCUUCCACCCUUGCUGGUCUGGACAUGACUAUGCCCGGUGACACCGACUUCAACUCUGGCCAGUCCUUCUGGGGAACCAACCUGACCAUCUCCAUCCUCAACGGUACCGUUCCCCAGUGGCGUCUCGACGAUGCGGCUGUCCGUAUCAUGGCAGCAUACUACUUCGUCGGCCUUGACGAGUCCAUCCCUGUCAACUUCGACAGCUGGCAACGCGACACUUACGGAUACGAGCACUACUACGCACAGGUUGGCAACAAGCUCGUCAACCAGCACAUUGACGUUCGCAUGGACCACUUCCGCUCCAUUCGCCGCUCUGCUGCCAAGUCGACUGUCAUGCUCAAGAACUCUGGUGUCCUUCCUCUCUCUGGAAACGAGAAGUGGACUGGUGUCUUCGGUAACGACGCUGGUGAGAACGAGUACGGUCCCAACGGAUGCGCCGACCGUGGCUGUGACAACGGUACCUUGGCCAUGGGCUGGGGCUCUGGAACCGCCGACUUCCCUUACUUGGUCACUCCUCUCGAGUCCAUCAAGCGCGAGGUUACUGACAAUGGUGGUGUCGUCACUUCCGUCACCGACAACUGGGCCUACGCGCAGAUUCAGGCAAUGGCUAGCCAGGUUAGCCACGCUAUCGUCUUUGUCAACGCCGAUUCUGGUGAAGGUUACAUCACCGUCGAUGGUAUAUUUUAUCCUGCUUUUAUAUUGAAACCUUACUAA
Molecule: messenger RNA, 1080 nt
Organism: Alternaria incomplexa
Lineage: Eukaryota; Fungi; Ascomycota; Dothideomycetes; Pleosporales; Pleosporaceae
Exons: 2
Coding region: 1-1080 (359 amino acids)
Biological process (GO): glucan catabolic process
Molecular function (GO): beta-glucosidase activity
Source: RefSeq, a predicted model, not a curated record